This is a messenger RNA of Hippoglossus stenolepis (Pacific halibut), 1242 nucleotides long. RefSeq lists its product as uncharacterized. The transcript is spliced from 3 exons. The record is from RefSeq and is a predicted model, not a curated record. Lineage: Eukaryota; Metazoa; Chordata; Actinopteri; Pleuronectiformes; Pleuronectidae. The coding region runs from base 74 to 757 and encodes 227 amino acids.
UGACAUCGUUCACUGACUCGUCUGUCUGAAGAGAACUCAACAGCAACGUCUGACAGCUUCUCCAACAAAGGAGAUGGCCGCCCGGAGCCGGAUCACGGUUCUGCUGCUGCUCUUCCUCCUGUCGACUGAACACAGUUUUGCUGUGGACCAGAACAAACUGGCCUCGCUGGUAAACGAACUCUUGAGCAACUACCGUUUUAAUGGUAUGUUCAGUCUGGCCGUGAGUAUCCCGCAGGACCAGAACCAGGACCAGAACCAGAACCAGGACCAGAACCAGAACCAGGACGCUGACCGAAUCAUCCAGGAAGUCCUCAAUAGUGACCCUGCUAGAAACGUGAAGAACAUUCUCAAAGAUAAGAAAGUGUACGUUGGCAGCAGGAUGGUUGCAGCCGAGGUUCCGAAUGGUGGUGCUAUUCAUGCAGAGUUACGCGUUUUGGACAAAUUGGGCAAGUUGUACAACAGUCCUCAAUUCAAUAAGGAGGAUUUGUUGCUUUUCUAUGUUUAUGCCUCUCCAUGUGUAGACUGUACAAAUGAAGCUCACUCGAACAACAUCCUUGUAGGGUUAAACCAAAUUCGGCUUUGGAAUAAUUACGCAGUUGUGUUUUCUAAAAUAUUCAAGCCCAGAAAUGGUCCGGAGAACACACACAAAGAGCGCAUUGAUGCCCUUAAGCGACUUGCAACGUACACGUUUAAAGGAGGUAAAAUUGGUCUAGAAAACAUCUUCCGCUGUGAAGAUGUGCGUCAGCUGCUCAAGUAGUAACGGUCAUGUGGCACAGGAAUGUGUGUACGAUCCGCCCUCUGCUUCCACAAACAUUUGUCCUCAGCCAGGUAGAGGUGGCUCCUCCUCACAGGGGGUGCUCAGGGUGAAUCUGAUUGGCGCAUCGCUACUCGACGACAGGACAGAGUAAGAAGGGACAUCAGCUCAAACACAGGUGACAGCUCUUCUCAAGAUAUCUCUGAGAGCAACAAGGGAGCUGAGGACGCCCCCUCAGUUGAUGGGAAUGGAAGUGAUGUUGCGACUGGUGAAGCUGCGUCAUCCACCACAGGUGAAAGUGUCUCUCUGUCACCAACGGGUUCUGAUGAUGGCAACGGAAGUGAUUUAAGGACGGCAGAGGACGUAUCGUCCCCACAAAUCGGCUUUGAUUCUGGAGAUGGAAAAGUGAGCAGAGGCAAAGGAAAAGUGAGCAAGGGCAAAGGAGGUAAAGGGAGAAGAGGGAAAGGGAGGAAAGGAAAAGGGAGAGA